CACCAAACGCUCCUGAGAUCCCGGAGUGGAGAAAUGAAAGCAGCCUAGGCAGGCAACAUUUUCAGGAAAAUAAAUGAAUAAAAAGAAGAAUAAAAGCUUAGUGUUGGUUCUGUCCCUCUCUCUCAGUGUACGUCUCUUUUUAAUGGAGAGGACGAAACUCUUAAAUUCAAUCCCAGCUUCUCAGCUCUCAACAUUCUCUGUGCUCCCUUUUUGCAGCGCGAUUCCCGAGGCCGAUUCCUCACGCUCUUCCUCUCCCUCGUCUCCAAGAUAAAGUUGUUGCCUUUGAUAUUCAAGCGUAAAAUUUGCUUCUAUGAAGACUGAGAAAAUACUGGUAACAAAUUCAAUAAUAGAGAAAAUGACUUCAGCAAAGAUGGCUGAUAGGAAGGCCAUGCUUGAUACUGCUUCGUGGAUGUUUAAUGUUGUCACAUCUGUUGGAAUAAUUCUUGUCAACAAAGCCUUGAUGGCUAAAUAUGGUUUUACCUUUGCUACAACAUUAACUGGUCUGCAUUUUGCCACAACAACCUUGUUGACCGUUGUUCUUAGGAGGCUGGGAUAUAUUCAGGCUUCUCAUCUACCAUUUUCUGAACUUCUGAAAUUUGUUUUAUUUGCAAAUUUUUCCAUAGUUGGGAUGAAUGUGAGUUUAAUGUGGAAUUCUGUGGGAUUCUAUCAGAUUGCAAAGCUGAGUAUGAUCCCAGUAUCUUGUUUUCUGGAAGUUGCCUUGGACAAGGUGCGAUACUCAAGGGACACAAAACUUAGCAUAAUGGUAGUCCUCCUUGGUGUUGCCGUCUGUACUGUUACUGAUGUGAGUGUCAAUGCAAAGGGUUUUAUAGCUGCUUUAGUGGCAGUUUGGAGCACUUCGCUGCAGCAGUAUUAUGUACACUAUCUUCAGCGGAACUAUUCUCUCGGAUCUUUCAACUUAUUGGGGCAUACUGCUCCAGCACAGGCACUAUCCCUGCUAGUAGUAGGGCCCUUUCUUGACUACCAGUUGACUGGUAAAAAGGUUUAUGCAUAUGACUAUAGUUUCACGUCUGUGUCAUUCAUAAUUCUCUCUUGCACCAUCGCGGUAGGGACCAAUCUCAGUCAAUUCAUCUGUAUAGGCAGAUUUACAGCUGUGUCGUUCCAGGUGCUUGGACAUAUGAAGACCAUUCUUGUGUUGAUUUUAGGUUUCAUUUUAUUUGGUAAAGAGGGUCUCAAUUUGCAUGUAAUUUUGGGUAUGGUCGUUGCUGUUGUGGGAAUGGUCUGGUAUGGCAACGCCUCAGCUAUGCCGGGAGGGAAGGAACGCCGUAGCUAUUCAACUCUAAGCAAUAAAUCACCCAAACAUGGUGGCUCAUCAGAGUCCGACGAUGUGGAUGGCAAGGUCUAGAUUUCAGUGAAAAGUCUACAUUCCAGUGAAAGGUUGAAAACCACAAAACCAAAAAAUAAAAAAUAAAGAAGAGAAAAGAUAAAGUUAAAAAAAAAAAAAAAAAAAAAAAAAACGAGCGGGGAUGAAAAACUGAGCAUUGUAGUUAGCAGAUCCAGGCGUCUCUUUGCACCCAGGAGAUCCCUCAAUCACUAUAAAUUUUUCUCAUAGUUCAUAUUGUGAUGCUUGUCCAUUGUAAUUUAUUUCCUUAUUAUUUCAAGCCAUUUGCUA
Molecule: messenger RNA, 1630 nt
Organism: Alnus glutinosa
Lineage: Eukaryota; Viridiplantae; Streptophyta; Magnoliopsida; Fagales; Betulaceae
Product: UDP-rhamnose/UDP-galactose transporter 6
Exons: 6
Coding region: 311-1363 (350 amino acids)
Cellular component (GO): Golgi apparatus
Molecular function (GO): UDP-galactose transmembrane transporter activity; antiporter activity
Source: RefSeq, a predicted model, not a curated record